Molecule: messenger RNA, 441 nt
Organism: Mesocestoides corti
Lineage: Eukaryota; Metazoa; Platyhelminthes; Cestoda; Cyclophyllidea; Mesocestoididae
Source: the annotation of a GenBank genome assembly
AUGCUAAAGAAGCGGAAGCGACGAAAAGUGAACCGCCGACAUACCGAGCCUGGUCUGGGUGCGGCCAGUGGAGUCGACGCUUCGGAGAUCACUCCUGCCGUGCUGCCGUCCCUCGUGCCCCCUGCCGCUGCGGUGUUCACCGACCACACCCCUUCUGCGGUCAAUAAUCGAUCGCUACGAGGAUCAACUGCUCUUCGUUCUGAGGCUGCCAUGGGUGCCUCUCAGAUCACUCUACACACACAGGUUGCAAUGCCAUCGGAGCGUCGGCCAGUAACCCCAACCCCCUACUUACUCCAUGACUUCACCCUUGAAGAUCGAUUUGUCGAUUGCGGCAGUGGUCCUGAACUUGCACCUCUUAAGAUUAACAGCAGUCAAACUGAUGCGUUGUCUUCAUCUUCUUCCUCUGACUUUCUCUUGAACAUGUCACCAACGAGUUUGUAG